Messenger RNA from Linderina pennispora, 1713 nucleotides. RefSeq lists its product as uncharacterized. NCBI's taxonomy places the organism in Eukaryota, Fungi, Kickxellomycota, Kickxellomycetes, Kickxellales, Kickxellaceae. The transcript has a single exon. The record is from RefSeq and is a predicted model, not a curated record. The coding region runs from base 1 to 1713 and encodes 570 amino acids.
AUGGCGACACACUCGGCAGCGGCAGCACCAUCGACUACAGCACAAAGAAGCCCAAGCCUGAGCAGCCGCUCGUCCAGCCGCGCUGACUCGAGCCGCGGCUUCCGUAACCAGCAGCAAGGAUCCGGGAGGCAGUCCCGACAGGGCGUACGACCAUCAAGGAGCAAUAACGACAUGAACGCUGCCUACGGUUCGCGAACAGAGUUCCGCAAGCCGCGCGGUGGACAGCGCGGUGGGCGUGGCCGGGGCCGUGGCGGGUGGACGAACAAUUCCGGGCACUACCAGGGUGGUAACACAUAUGCAAAUCAGCAAGCCAACACAUAUGCGAACCAGCAAGCCAACACGUACGCAAACCAACACGCCAACACGUACGCAAACCAACAAGCAGCACAACAGAACGGAAUCCCGAUAGGCAACCGGCGCGGUUCGCGUGACCGCAGCUUGAGCAACGAGCGGAUGGGCAGCAUGGAGCGCUCGCGCGGGUGGGGCCGGCCAGGGUCGUACGGGCGUCAGCAGCGUGCUGACAUGGCUGACCGCUGGGAGCACGACCGGUUCGAGGGCAAUCGCUCACGGGCGCGCAGCGGCAGUAACAGCGAGCGCUGGGAGACCAGCGAGUCCGGAGUACCGCCAGUCAUUGGCAAGGAGGGAAUUGCGCACGUCAUAAUCCAUAGACGCGGCAGCAGCGGGUCGGCACGCGGCCCGCCGGAAGUUAUCACUAGCGGACUGCCUCCUCAACGCCAGCAGACAUUCCGCCGUGGGAGCUUGGGCGCUGAACAGGCGCCAGUAGAGCCGCCAAGCGAUCCUGCUGCUGAGCCCCUGACACCAACGAUCAAGGAGGCUGACAAUGAAGCUGAAGAGGAGUGGGAAAAUUUUGUUGCAAACGGUGGGUUGGACAUGCCGCUGGAGCGGAUUACUGAUGAUUUGUGUCGGCAGCGGGCGCGGGAGCACCAGAAGCCGCAACAGAGAGAGACAACGGUUGAUGCUCUUGAACCAGUUGCGCAGACAAAGCGGAGCAGCUCGCGUGCUCCACCGCGUGUUCUGGCAUUGGAUGAUGAGGACGAUGACGAUGACGAUGAAGAGGAGGACGGCGAUGAUGAUGAGAAGCUUCAACCGACUAGCUCUGCUCAUAUUGCCGGCCAAGGGAUUUCCAUCCGUGGAACAGCAAAGAAGGCAAGCCCGCCAGCUAGCUACACAGUGUCAGGCGAGGGCAAGAUGGCGACGCUGGUGAUUGACCAGGUCGCAUCGCCGCGUGUGCGCCGGCCGAGCAUUCCGAUCCCUGAGAAGGCAGCACGCUAUGCUUCGCCACCUAGCAGUGCAGGCAUUCGGAUCAAGGGCACAAGCAAUGGCACUGUACGGGUAGCGCCGACGCAGCCUACGAAGCCUACGCAGCCUGUGCGGCCCUCACCACCGGCGUCGCCACGGUCGCGAUCGCGCUCGAGCUCGACGGAGCGCACGCGCACGCCACAAGCUUCAGUGUCGACGUACGUGAAGCGGCAGUUUGAGGGAUACGAUGAGGACCGCGGGAGGCAUCAGUUUUCGAUCAAUAUUGCAUAUGAAGAUGGGCGGUAUGCGCCGAUCCAUGUGCACGAGCGCGACGAUGUGGCGAAAUUGGCGGCCAAGUACGCACGCACCUGGCGGGUGCAUGGAAAGGAGCUACGGAUCAAGACAACCUUGUCCAAGAUGAGGGCGGCGGUUCUUGAAUCCCAGCUGUUGUAA